Messenger RNA from Uloborus diversus, 1395 nucleotides. RefSeq lists its product as uncharacterized. Lineage: Eukaryota; Metazoa; Arthropoda; Arachnida; Araneae; Uloboridae. The record is from RefSeq and is a predicted model, not a curated record.
AUGCUUAUGCAGUGUUCAGUAAAUAUUGGAACAACAUUGUCUGCCAAACUAAGUACAAUUUUGCUGAAGCAGUAUGAAGUCAAUAUCGACUUUUUAUUAUUCCUACUCAGAGUCACAACUGUCUACAACUUAAACUGCUCCGAAAUCGAUUUAGAUUUUCAAAGAAGGAUUAAGGAAGGUGAGGAUCGUUAUAAUGAUCUCGCAAAAAGAAUUGUUCCUUAUGGGAACUGCUGGAAAAAAUCUCUUGAAGAUUUGCAUCGAGGGUGUAAACAAUUAACUGAAGAAUCCCAGAGUCGACUGGCACUUUCCUUUGCAAACUGCUUUUUAGAGCAUUCUGGUUCAACGAUAUGUAACUGUCCUCCCGACACUCCAGUAUCGACAUGCCUAAGAAACAGCAGCGAUCGGGUUUUCAGUACUUACACCGAGUUUUUUACUCAUACCCAAAGCAUCUGCCAUUAUUUACAGCACAGAGAAUGGCAAGAGCGGACAGAAAAUACCGUCCUCAAACUGUCAAAGACGUCAGAAGAAGUGUCUGAGAAACUAGAGGAAACGACAAAAUAUCAAACUCAAAUGCUUGAUAUGCAACAAUUAGCCCUUGAAGAGCAAAAAAGAUUAAUUUCCAAUGGAAAAAUAUUAAACCAUGAACUACAAAAGUCGAGAUUACAUGCUCGAGAUGUUUAUGAGGAUCUUAAGUCAACGACAGGUGAACAAAAACUUCUGAUUUUUGAAGUUUUUGAUCGCAUUAAAAGUUUACAGAACCUGGUUUUGGGUGAGUUUACCGGUGUAUAUACAAUUGCAUACUAUUUAAUAGGGACUAUUUUAGUGUACGUUGCUACAUCAAUCUCAAGAACUGCUGAUGCUCGAAUUUGGUUGCUGUUGAUUAUAUCUGCAAAUAUGGUUGCUGAAAGGGUGAUUACAUCAUAUACAUUGGAUGAAGGAAUACUGAAACAUGCUCUUGGAGAUUCAAGUGUUCUUGUUUAUGAAAGAAUAUGGUUGUGCAGGAAGGUGACUUGUGUUGUUGCUAUUGUUGUUCUGAUAUGUUUUUAUUGCCGCUAUAAAGACUAUAAUGCCAUCAACAAUCAGCUGCUGAGAGAAAUUCAACAGCAAAAUGUAGAAUUGAAAAAUUUUAUCAAAAGUUUAAAUUUAAAUGAAUUACCUCAAACACCAAUCAAGUAUAAAGAAGCUGAAAUAUAUCCACCAGUCCUGGAAACUUCAAUUUCUGCGGAUAAGGAUCAGGCUGCAGAAAAAAUAGAAUCCUUUCCCAAAGAAGAAUCAAGCAGUAAACCAAGGUCCAUUUAUACCAAAAAGGCUGUACCUAAAAAGGCUAUUUUGGGAAACAUAUCGUUAGAUGCUCUUGAGGUUACAAUUUUGCACGAAUACAUUGGUAAAGGGUAA